AUGGCCGCCGGUCCCGGGGACGAGACUCUCGUUAAUGAAACCAGUGAGGAUGACAUUGAGUAUUAUCGGCAUCACCAAGACGACCCGGUUGAGUUGGGCUUGGCCGAUGACGAAGGGUGUGAGACCGUCCCUCAGAUUCCAGAGUGGUAUGUCGAAGACUCACCACAUCUUGUCCAUAAAAACAGCUCGUCUACUGAUCUGGAAUACGCGACGGAGAAGCUUGCUCAGCAAUUUUUGGUGGGGAUCCAUGGAUGUAGCGCUCAGAAGCAUCGGGAAUCUCUUGCAGCCCACAUCGAAGCUGAGGAAAGUUGCAAUCAUCAUAAGUUGGAUCAGCUCUUCCAUCACGCAAUCCCUCGCACACUGGAUAAGUCACAGCUCUUCCCACGGCAAGCUCUCCAGGAGGAGACGCCCCUUGUUCCUGACCAAUGGAGGGAGAUAUUCUCGGGAACAACACCCCAGUACCGAGAUGGCAAGCCGAAGCAGGUCUGCCUUCAUGCCGAACGGAGCCAGAAGAUGCCAUCGAUGACCUCCUUUGACGUAGACAGCAUCUUGGGCUUUGUGGACUCCCCGGCGGUAGCGGUGCAUGGGAUCCGGUUCUAUUCGGCCCCGCAAUAUUACCAAAAUAUUCACAGCGAUGUCCACAUCACCAUCAAACGGGAGGCUGGUAGUCAUCAGCGGCCCCGGCUGCUCACAUCCCGAUUGAAAGAUGUGCCACAUUUCCUCUUUGCACGAGUUGAGGGCGCCGAUUUUCUCACUCUUCAUAUAUUCUUUCCCCACCUGCCGCACUACUGCGACUUUACGAGGUUAACUGACGAGCAAUUCUCGCGGUGGUUUGAUCAGAUCUUCUACCCUGCCCUCCGCCAGGUCUGUGCUGUCGAUCACCUCCAGCAUCUGCCGGCAAGUUACCAGCACGCCCUGGCCACCUGUCGUGCUUCCCGGGUUGAGAAUUGUUUGCGUGAUACGCCCGGUCAUCAGCCUCAGCUUCAGAUGUCGUAUUUCUUGCCACCGCAAUGCUUGGCUCAGCUAUGGCAUUGCAUCCUGGCGACAGUCACGCAGCUUGGGUUACAGGAUUUCCGCGAGCCCGAGCUAUUAGUCGAGGCAAAAGGGACUAAACUACGGUUCAAAUCUGCCGCUACGCCAUCCGACAUGCUCGCUGUCCUGGAAAACUUUGAUCGCGAGCUACAUCGCACUCUGGAUUUUUCCCACGUUUGGCAUGACCGGCUGUACGUCGACGUGGGCAAAGAAGUAUGCCCUCCACAUGUCAUUCCUUCAGAGGACACGGGUGGGGUUCCACCACACGAACCGCAAACAUACCUCUGGCGGCGAUGUUGCCUCCGACAUCACCUCCAUCAGCUCUAUGACGGGGACGUUCCGAAGUCGAACCAGAACUUUUAUCAUGAGUCGAUGCUUCGAGAUGCGGGUUCUUUGACGACUCUGACGCCUGCCCGCUCCCGUCUUCGCCGUGGAGGUGUGUUGUAUGGUCAAAUGUACAACCUCACCAAGGAGAUUAUCGAUGCCACUCGCACGUUCCCAUUUCAGAAUCCGGACCUCCGACAGCUGGCACUAGAUUCUCAGCUCCGCAACAGCGCACAGAGCCUUCGCAAGAUGUCACCACGGGCCAACGGGGUCACCGAACGCGCGUACCUUGCCAGCAAACGUCGCUGCCACUAUGGUCUGAUGGACUCUCGACAGCGAGCCUUCGGCAUCCGAGAAGAAUAUCGUAUCUCAUGGGCAUUAUUUCACGGCCUUAUAGCGGUCCUGCGCUCUCUCAGGCGUGUGAACCUCUCCACUAGGUUCCUAGAGCCCCCCCAGCAUGUGUGGGUGAUUCGCACCGCCGACUUCGUCGAUUUCGUCUGGCACAACCUCAACAAAUUUACCACGGGGUUCGAGCUGGUCCGAGCUAGAUGCUCCCCUGGGUUGACUACGUGGGAGCAGACGAAAAUGAUGGAUAUGCUCCUCUCCUGUCUUCGGGUCGCUGUUGGGGGGCAUGAUUAUUCCCGACAAGGCUCGCUGUGGUGGAGUCGUCGAGAAUGUCCCCCACGGCCAGCCAGACCGAUGCAGGUGCAGUAUGGGCUUGGGUUCAGCCAAACGCUAGAACAGUAUGGUUACUGCUGGCUCGAGCCUCGGAUCGACUGGACUCGAAUGACUUUCCUCCCCGAUAUCACUGACUUAGUUCUGUUUGGAAGUGGCACCCUCCAACGACGAUAUCUCCAAUGUGGCGGCCACAUCCAACAUUUCUUUGAUCUUAGUCGCCGCGCUGACUGGGGCCUCGAAUGGCUACAGCAGCAUCCUAAUGAGGACGUUAUCACCAAUCGAAUUCUGUCAUGGUUAGUUCAUCUAUGUCUCCGGCAGAUGCGGUUAGACACUCUGCGCGCUGUCCGUCGUGAUAUCCCACCGGAUAUUCGCUCUGCGAUUCUGGACGAUCAAAUUCAGUUUUGCCGGAGCGGCCUAUCAGCGAUCUUGCCGAGAGGCAUGACCGCAGUAACAGGCAACCGGACUAGUAUCAAGAGCCCUCAAGAAGCAGCUCGAGCCCUAUUUGGCUUCGACGAUGGUCGACUACGUGUCAACUGGGAUAACAAGCCAUUCCGCACACUUUAUCAGCGAAUAUGCGCAGCCUUGCAACAGGUUCCGGCGGACCGAAGAUUACCACAUGUAUUUGCAAACCGACUUCUCCGCUACCUGUUUGAAUACCACUGGGUGCUUCCGUACCCGUCCUCAUAUGAACUAAUGCAAAAAACAAAACAUGGCAACCACCGCUGGUAUUCCCUUGAUCUCCGACCCGACUCCCAUCUUAAUCCAGAACAUGCCGCGCUGGAUGAUUGGUGCUGGGCAAGAAACAAGUGGCGGCCAGGCUGCCCGGCACCAGUUCCUCGAUGCCUCGAUUGGGAUAAGCAUCAAUGGCAGUCAUGGAUCGAUCGUCAUCGUGGUCCACAGCCAGCAGAUAUACCCUGGGAACUCCAAUUCGACCUUGACAGCUCCGCUUAUCAUCUAUCGAAAUUUCCCAAUGAGGCCCAUCGGUAUCCUGUACGGAGUACUCGUCGAAUCAUUUGGGACGUAGACGAAGGCCCGGAUUCCUCUCUUACGGAUGCAGAGGUUGUGCCGGGGAGCAUGCACAUCUCUGAAUCGCCUGUAGGUCGUUCAACAUCCGAGGCGAACCUAAUGGAACCGAACAGUGCCUCGGAAGGCCAGGAGGGAUCUGAUACCAUUAAUGAACCACUUCUUCAACCACCAGACCUCCAAACUGUCCCCUCAAGUCAGCUGCGUCUCCAGCAGUAUGAGUCGGAACUCCAGUGUGAGGUUGCGGUCCAUCAACAAAUGGAGCAGAGCUUGGCGACUGUUCGAAAAUGGAUCACAUAUGGCUGCGAGCUGGCCUUCAGGCAGCAGGAAUUAGCUCAGAUCCAGUCUAGUAUUCAGGGAUCCAUGACGCUCUUUGGUGCAUCACCGGUGGUUACUCAAGUGCAGCCUACCCCAAAUCUUGCCCGGCCGGUGGAGAUCCAUCAACCGUCUCGACGGAUGACGGCGAAUCAUCAUAGAUCCCAAAGACAAGGCCACAAUCCAUCUGGAAAGCGAGGCCGACCUCCAAAGUAUGCAACUCGACAAGAGAGGCUGGCGGCUAAUGCCUAUCGACGGCGGGUCAAACGGCAGCGUGAGGCUUCCAACAGGCAAAUUGUGGCAGGUGACCACAACACCACAACGCCCGGAUGGAGAUUAUUUUAG
Molecule: messenger RNA, 3717 nt
Organism: Penicillium argentinense
Lineage: Eukaryota; Fungi; Ascomycota; Eurotiomycetes; Eurotiales; Aspergillaceae
Exons: 1
Coding region: 1-3717 (1238 amino acids)
Source: RefSeq, a predicted model, not a curated record